Molecule: messenger RNA, 2257 nt
Organism: Anarrhichthys ocellatus (wolf-eel)
Lineage: Eukaryota; Metazoa; Chordata; Actinopteri; Perciformes; Anarhichadidae
Product: ectonucleotide pyrophosphatase/phosphodiesterase family member 7-like
Exons: 6
Coding region: 179-1594 (471 amino acids)
Source: RefSeq, a predicted model, not a curated record
UCAGAUCAGGUGAUGUGCAGUACUCUGGUAAUAGAAUAGAAAUCACACAGAUUCCAAUGUUCAAAACAGUUUGUUGCUACUGAGAGUAAACGGAUCACAGGAGAGAAGGUCAGGGAAGCAGGAACUUUCAACCUGCACAAACACAAGUUUAGCUUAGUCUUUGUGUAAAUCCUCUGUAAUGCUGCUCCUCUGCCUUGCUGUCUUCUGCCUCAUUGGCAAUUCGUUCUGUGCUGUUAUGCCACCGCACGACAGUUCAGGAUCUGGGUCCACCAGGAACAAACUGCUGCUCAUCUCCUUCGACGGUUUUCGCUGGGACUAUGACAGAGAUGUGGACACCCCUAACCUGGAUAAGAUGGCUCAGGAGGGGGUGAAGGCACAAUACGUCACACCACCCUUCCUCACCAUCACCAGCCCCUCACACUUUACCCUGCUCACAGGACGUUACAUCGAGAAUCACGGAGUAAUUCACAACAUGUGGUUCAACACUACUACUCAAGAGAAGAAGCAGUACUACAUGACUCAGUUUGUUGAUUCCUACUGGGACAAUGGCAGCUUACCCAUCUGGAUAACAGCCCAAAGACAGGGUCUAAAAGCAGGUUCUCUGCAUUUCCCUGGCACAGCAGCCACCUACAAAGGAGAGACUGUGAAGGUUAGGCAAGUGGAACCUCGUUUCUAUGAUCAUUCGAACGAGACAGAUUGGAGGCUGAACAUCGACAAGGUGAUUGGAGAGUGGUUCCACCAACAAGACCUGGACUUUGUCUCCUUGUACUUUGGAGAACCAGAUUCAACUGGCCACAAAUAUGGACCAGAUUCCCCAGAACGUCGUGAGAUGGUCCAGCAAGUGGACCGCACUGUAGGCUACAUCCGGGACAAGAUCCAAGACCAUGGCCUUACUGACCGGCUCAACAUUAUCAUCACUUCUGACCACGGGAUGACUACAGUUCUACGGGAUGGACUAGUUGAAGAAAUCAUCCUCUCUAAGAUCCCUGGCUUCAGUUUCAGGGAUAUCAAGUUCCAUCUGGUGGAUUAUGGUCCAGCUGGGAUGCUGCUUCCUAAAGAGGGGAUGCUGGAGAAGGUCUAUCAAGCUCUGAAAGGAAGCCAUCCUCAUCUCCAUGUGUAUAAAAAGGAGGAGAUGCCAGCCAGACUGCACUACAGUAACCAUCCUCGACUCCUGCCCAUCAUCCUCAUCGCUGACCCUGGAUAUGUAAUCAAUGGGCUGUUCCCUGUGCAGUUCAAUAAAGGAGAGCAUGGCUUUGACAAUCAAGUGAUGGACAUGAAGCCUCUCUUCAGGGUGGUGGGACCUGAUUUCCAGAAAAACCUGGUGUCUGGGCCUUUUGAGACAGUUAAUGUGUAUCCACUGAUGUGCCACCUACUGGGUGUAAACCCUGAAAUCAACGACGGACACUUGGACAAUACCAAACACAUGCUGGGCCCUAAGAAAAACAACAAUCCAGAAAUAAAUGUCCAGUUACAAGUGGUCGUCGGCCUAUCAGCAGUGAUUGGGUUUCUGGUACUGGUGUUCACAGUGACCACUUCCUAUGCUUGGUUCAAAAGGAGCAGAACAGAAAGGAGUUUCAAAACAUGCUGCUGGUGAAGAAGUUAAAGACGUGAGGCAAAGCCGUUUUUGAGAUUCAGAUUGAUGUUUUGGAAAAAAAACACUAUUCUCCUUGUUAAAGGAAUCAUUUUCCGUUAAUUAAAAAAAAUGUAAAUACCUCUUGACUGAAGGUAACAGUGAAUAAUUAUUGUCAUGUCCAUGGAGGUAAUGACCUGGUUUGUUUGGUGGCUGGAAGCAUCUCAAUUAGGUAUUGACCAAGAAAUAAGUACUUGAUUUUUUUGUAUGGAUGUAAGAAUUCUUUUACAUAUUUGAACAUUUCACUGUUUUCUCAUAAAUGACAAAAUAAGGCAAAUGCAUCCCAAGAUUGUCACUGAGGAUAUUUUCAUAAAGAUCACAAUACAAAUGCAGAUUAAAUUAAAUGUCCUAACAUUCCAUAAAUGUAGACUAUUGUGCAGCCUGAGUGCUUUAUUGUUGACUUUGAUUCAGUGUGAAUUCUUCAUGAUGACUUUGUCCUUUCUUUAUAUCAACUUUGCUUAAAGCUACCAGUAACACCUUCAAUUACAGCUAAGUAAUGAGGUUAUGGUGUGUAAAACCUAUUAUAUCCUCUAUUAAUAACAGGGAAUUGCCUUAAACAAAAAUAUUUUUGUUGGUUCAGUAUUAGUUUCCCUUGUGUGACCAACCAGAAAUAAAGUUGUCUUGAUG